Molecule: messenger RNA, 3254 nt
Organism: Centruroides sculpturatus (bark scorpion)
Lineage: Eukaryota; Metazoa; Arthropoda; Arachnida; Scorpiones; Buthidae
Product: patched domain-containing protein 3-like
Exons: 4
Coding region: 134-2716 (860 amino acids)
Cellular component (GO): membrane
Source: RefSeq, a predicted model, not a curated record
AAUGAGUGAAACUAGUUAGAAGAUUUCGGUGAGAGGCAACAUAACUCUUAGUUUAUCAGCUCCCAUCUACAUCUUACUCUUUCAUAUUUUUAUUAUUGCUUUUUAAAGUUAGAAAGUUAUAAUUAAUAAAAAAAUGAAGAAACGACAGAAAUGCAAAUCAAUUAGUGAAUAUCUACGCACGUUCAUAGCAAAACUUGGAAGGAAGAUUGGACAACACCCGUAUUAUUUCAUCAUUGUUCCUUGCAUUAUGUGUGCUUUACUGUCGAUUGGAUUGAUAAAUACGAAAUUUAUCGGUGAUAAUAAUUACUUAUUAGUACCAGAUUCUGGAAAAAUACACGAAGUCAAACAAUUUAUAGAUAAGACGUUCCCAUUUAACACUUCGGAAUUAUACGAUUUCCAAAGAUUAACUCAUCGUCCUAAAACAGCCGCAAUCUACAUAAAAGAGAAGAAUAAUAGAAACAUGUUACAGAAGAAUAUUUUACUAGAAAUUCAGUCAUUAAACGAAAUUGCAAGAAACGUGACAGUGUACGCUGAUGGAAGACAAAUUGGUUACAAAGACAUAUGCGGAAUGACUUAUGGAAAAUGCUUUGAAAAUCCGAUUUCUGGUUUAUUGCAUAAUUUGGAUGAUGUCAUUUCUAAAAAAUUGAAAAUCAAGUAUCCAAUAGAUAUAGAUCCCCUCACGUUCACAUACAAAAUAAUGUUUCUGAAUGUAGGAGGUGUAACUCUUGAUGCUGAUGGAUACAUUAAAGAAGUAAGUGCUUUACGUUUAUUGUAUCCAUUGGACGAAAAUAACAGCACUAAAAUAGAAUGGAAUGUAGCGUGGACCGAAGCACUCUUUAAAUUGAUAAAGGAACACAAUUUCAAGUAUAUUGAGACUUUUUCGGAACCGUUCAGUUCGAGCGAAUAUGAAACAAUGUUAAACACCCAGAAUUCAAAGUCAUUAAUAAGCGUCACAAUAAUUGUAAUUUGUAUCUUCUGCAUAUUGAGCAACAUGACUAACAGUUGGACCAGAAGCAAACCCUGGAUGGGUGUAGCCAGUAUCAUUUCUACCGGUAUGGCUGUAACCGCUUCGUUUGGUUUAUUAUUUGCUUGUGGAGUGGAAAAUAUUAUUUACAAUAUUGCCAUACCCUUUGUUAUUCUAGCAACUGAAAUAGAUGAUACGUUCGUUGUAAUUGCCUGCUGGCGAACGAGCAAUAUCUACGAUAGAGUUGAAAAACGGAUGGAAGAUACUUACUCUAAUGCAGCAGUAUCCAUAACAAUAACAUCGUUAACGAAUUUCUGUUCUUAUUGUGUUGCUAUGAAUUCUCCAUUUCCUGGUGUUAGAAUUUUCUGCGCGUAUGCUGCCACUUGCAUAUGUUUUUCGUACUUUUUCCAGUUAACAUUUGUCGGGGGGUGUCUAGCUUUGAGUGGAUAUAGAGAAGAAAACGGUCUUCAUCCGUUUACAUUUAAACCUGUUAAAGAUUUGAACAUCAAUUACUGUACUAAUGAAGAUAUUGAGCAUCACGACAUCUUUAUGAAAUUCUUCAAGAAUAAAGUUGCAGAGUUUAUCUCUCAUUCCUUGAUUCAAAUAAUUAUUAUUUUACUGUAUAUCAUUACUCUAUCGCUUGGCAUAUGGGGAAUUAUCUCAUUGAAAGAAGGCUUCAAUGUCUUCACAUUUUUCCCUGAUAAUUCCGAAUUUACUCAAGCAUUUCGAGUAUAUUAUAAAUAUUUUACUGAGUAUCCAUUUAGUAUUCAUAUAAUCAUUAACGAAACAUUGGAUUAUUCAAAUCCUAUUGUUCAGAAAUCAAUAGAAGAUAUUUUAGAAAAAUUCGAAUCGCAUCCGAACGUUGAAGAUAUGGAUAUAUCUUGGUUGAAGUAUUACAAAGAUUUUCAACAUCAUUCAGCAGCGAAAUAUUCUUUUAUGGGAUACGAUUUAUCUAUUAAACAAGAUUUCAUCGAUGCUUUAAGAAAGAUUUACUUAAAGUUUCCAGGAGCUAAAAUGUAUAAGAAUGAUAUCGUGUUUAAUAAUAAUUAUACAGAAAUUAUUUGUAGUCGUUUCUUUCUGUUAGCAAGAAAUGUUUCGAACAGAAUUACCGAAUUAAAAAUAAUUAACGAUUUACAGAAGAUUGCAGAAGAAUCUUCUUUCCCUGUUAUUGUCCAUACUAUGAUAUCUCCAUUUGUAGAGCAGGGAAUUAUUAUUAAAGCUGUAAGUUUUCAAUUCUUUUGGAUAACUUCAGUAAUAAUUCUUGCAAUUUUUAUAUGUUUUAUUCCUAAUUUGUUGUAUGCAUUUAUUGUUUCUUUAUGUAUUUCGUCCAUCACAGUACAAACGAUAGGUUUUAUGUCUUUAUGGGGGAUUAAUUUAGAUAUCGUUUCGUUAAUGUGCAUUAUACUCUGCAUAGGAUUUUGUGUUAAUUAUCCAACUCAUAUUUGUUACUCUUUCGUAACCUCCCCUAAUAAAACGAUCAAAGGAAAGUUGAAAGAUAGUUUAUAUCACGUUGGAUUUCCUAUAUUUCAGGGUGCAUUUUCUACAAGUAUCGGUUUGUUGAUCCUCUUAUACUAUAAUUUCUUCCUGUCUAUAACAUUUGUAAAAAUAGUUAUUAUAAUUGCUGUAGAAACUGCAUUUCAUGCCUUAUUCGUUAUUCCUGUCAUACUUUCUACAGUUUUGUCAUUACAUAAAAAGUUUCAAGAGAAAGAAAAGCACUUAUUCAAUUUAGCACUGUCAACAGGUUUUAAAUGAUUAAACACUGUAAAUUAUAUCAGUUUUAUAUCAAGAAACUUAAAAAAAAACUUAUUAUUCUAACUUAAAAUAAGAUUAGACUGUUACUUUUAGGAAACCAACGCUUUAAGUUUAAAUUUCGAAACGUUUUAGGCCAUUCUAUGCCCUUUACAAUGUAUUAUAGAUAAUACCAUUUUAUGUUAGGUGCCCAUAAAUGGGUAGAAAGUGUAAUAAACUGAUCCUUAGACUAAGAAUAUAUAUAGAUAAUCGUUAUAAUUAUAACAUGGUAAUAAACAAAGCUUUCAUUUAAGACUCACUACACUGUCCUAUAUGGAGGAAUACUUAUGGCACCCCUUGAUACCAAAGCCAUCUUUAUUACUAGUAAAAAAUAAGUAUAAUAACACAUAUUGCAUGAGUUCAAUUAAGUAAUUCUGAAGUACCACAACCACUUUGAAGUGGCACCCAUAUUCUGAAAAUCCUAACUGAUUAGAUUCAUGAAUCUUUCUGUAUCUAAAAAUCAUUUAAUUAAUGAAGAAUUCUAUGGGAAAUGUUUGUUUAU